Molecule: messenger RNA, 4800 nt
Organism: Aspergillus alliaceus
Lineage: Eukaryota; Fungi; Ascomycota; Eurotiomycetes; Eurotiales; Aspergillaceae
Exons: 10
Coding region: 1-4800 (1599 amino acids)
Biological process (GO): lipid transport; transmembrane transport
Cellular component (GO): membrane; intracellular membrane-bounded organelle
Molecular function (GO): ATP hydrolysis activity; lipid carrier activity; ABC-type transporter activity
Source: RefSeq, a predicted model, not a curated record
AUGGUCCAUCCACCACAAUGGCGGAGAAUCUACCACCAAACUUUGACUCUCACUUAUAAGAACCUCCUGGUUUUCUACAAGUCACCUAUUGUUACCCUCCUUAGGGCCUUGAUACUGCCGGUCGCUCUCACGCUCAUUUUCUGCCUUCUGAAGAACAUCAAGAAUCCCAACGACGACGACCACUAUGGCAUUUCCCAAGAUGGAGCAUUGGUUAUGGACCUUCCUGUGGCCAUCUCAAAUGCCCCUUCCCAGCGACUGGUUUUCGCUUUGAACGGUAUUAGGAACAAUGAAUUGAAUGAUUCAGUCAAGUCGAUUAUGGCGGAUCCCAAAAUGAAGGGGUUUGACACACAAUUAGUCGAUGACCCAGAGAUGUUGUUCGAUGUCUGCAAACAGUCUAUUUACGGCUCAAGUGACUGUUUCGCAUCUGUUAUAUUCACCGCGUUCGAUGAAGCCCGGGCAGAAUACAUAAUUGCGAUGGACGACGAUGCAGUGCGAAAUACUCCUUUCAACUACCGAACCCAGCAAUCCAUUUUCACAGAGCGCCUGCUCCCACUCCAGUGGGCAAUCGAUUCUCAUAUCGGCAAUUUUGCCUCCCAGCAGAAGCCCAUAGUGAAGACGUGGGGCGGAUACUUUUCCAUUCCAGAUAUAGCAAUGGCUCCUCGAGAACAAAACUACUGGUUGUCACUCGUCUCCAUCUUCGUCGCUCCUCUUUUCACUUUCAUACUUCUGUGCCUCACACACCAUGUGAGCACCUUUGUGGCCGGGGAGAAGCAGAGCGCCGUGACAGAGUUGAUGACAGCUCAGGGAGUCAGCUUGACUCCGCGCAUUCUAUCAUAUCUUAUCUCAUUUUGUAUCCUUUAUUGCCCUGGAAUGAUAGUUAGCUCAAUACUGCUAGGAGAAAUUCUUUUCCCUGUGACGCCCACCGGUUUGAUAUUCAUCCUCACGCUCUUUGCAACCAUCUCGUUCGUUACCUUCUCGAAUUUCAUCGGCCUAAUGUUCACCAAAGCGCACCUAGCUGGACUCUGCACCUCGGUACUUGCAUUUUCGGUGGGUAUAGUAACCAUUGAGCAAACAAUGAGAGAGACUCGAAGCCCGGGCCUCAUGACAGCUUUAUCUCUGAUCUUUCCUCCCUAUGCUUGGGCCACGCUUAUCAGGGACGUUGCUGCUGCAGAGUCUAUGAAGCAAAGCUUUCCAGAUGAGCGAGUCAGAGAGUCACAACAGGGGGUACAGGGGAAUCUUUUUUUUGUUUUCUUUAUCUUUCAUAUAUUUUUCUAUAUCGCUGGCACUUUUGCGGUCGAGUAUUUUCUGUGGAGAAUCCCGAAUGAACGGGAGUGGAUUGCAAACUCAGACGAGGUUGCCCUCCGAGUGGGAAGUCUCUCCAAAACAUACAAAGGGGAUAAGAAGGCUGUGAAAAGCCUAGACUUUGAGGUGCGGAAGGGUUCCGUUACCUUUCUGCUUGGUCCAAAUGGAAGCGGAAAAACGACUGCGUUGAAGUGCAUCUCUGGCAUGACGAAGGUGGACUCAGGGUCAAGCAUCCAGUUUAGCCAGGACGGCUAUUCGUUUGGAUUGUGUCCGCAGAACAAUGUACUUUGGGAUGCACUCACUGUCAAUGAGCAUAUAAGUAUCUGGAAACGGUUGAAAACUGCUGGCAAUCCCGUGUCUGUCGUGAAAGAAGAGGAUGUGAUUGCGGAAUGUGAUUUAGCCGGCAAAGCUCACUCAGCGGCAGGCACAUUGAGUGGAGGCCAGAAGCGAAGGCUACAGCUUGCAAUUGGCUUCUGUGGAGGUUCAAAAGUCUGCUGCAUUGAUGAAGCUUCUAGUGGGUUGGACCCAUUAUCACGCCGUAAUAUAUGGAACAUCAUUCAACAAGGGCGUCAGCACCGAACGGCUAUCUUGACCACUCACUUCUUAGAUGAGGCAGAUGUACUUGCAGACCACAUCGUGAUUAUGUGCCAGGGGCGGCUCGUCUGUCAAGGUACUAGUAUAGCCCUUAAGACGCAGUAUGGGGAUAGCUAUCGUAUUAGCGUCAAUGCUGGAGCACAGGACGAUAGAGGAAUAACAUGGAAAGCUGCUACCUCGACCGAGGCAACAAAAAAGGUGAUUGAGCUGGAACAGCAAGGCACCGACAGUGCUUGUAAUAUCACAUUCCCCACUCUGGAGCAAGUCUUUUUGAGAACCACAUCCCAAUUCAACACAACCGUCCAAGAAAAUGGCGGAGAUGGUAUUGUCGGUGAAGGAAACACCGGUGCAACCGAUCCACCCACUGUUAUCGAAAAGGAUGAGGCUGUCGAAGCUGAACACCAGGGUGGCCUGGACCUCGAUGUUGGAAGGUCGAUCGGCGUUCUAAGACAAAUAGUUGUCUUGUUCAGGAAGCGCUACCUGCUUCUCCGUCAGAGAUCUGGUUGGUUCGUUUACGGGAUCAACCUUCUUACUCCGAUUGUUGUGGCUGCUGCCCUGAGCAAGUUUCUCUACUCUUGGAAGCCUCUUCCAACGUGUGAAGGAAACUUUCAGCGUUUUAUGAACCCCAAAGGCAUUGAAAUACUUCCAAUAGAAAACCAACGGCUACCGCCCUUCUCGGGCCACCCUGGCGCAAUAUUGGGACCUGGCAAGGAGUUCCAAGGACCUGUACAGGACGAGCUAUUUGCUGCUAGUCUAGCUUGGGUUUACGAGUCAAAUACACAGAAUCCAGUGGAAAUGGCUGCCCUGGCUGUGGGCAAUAGAAAAUUCGUACCGGCCCAGAACAGCUUUGCGGAUGCCAUGAAUAACUCACAGGGGCUUGCUGGCUUCGGCCUUUACGCGCCCACACCCGAGAACUCCAUUUUCUUCCACGAUGUGACGCCUGAUUUAUCAGGUUCUCGUCUUUCAGCGUUUAGUUUACUCACGAAUCGGAUCGCCAACUCAACAGCUACCCAGAAAGCACGACAUCUAUCGACAAGGAUGAGGCUGAUGCGCCAUGUAGAGUCCCACCAUGAUUGGAGAAACCUUCCGAUCUCAAUGCUGUUAGUUAUUGCUUUAGUAGGGGCUGUCUCUACAGCGUCUAUCUAUCCAGUGUACGAGCGCAUCUCCAACGUCCGGGCAUUGCAGUACAGCAACGGCGUGUCGCCAUUCGCCCUGUGGGUCGCAUAUUUGCUUUUUGACACACAAUUUAUCUUCGUGGAAGGCCUUAUCGUAUGGGGAACCCUCUUCGUCAACCCCGUAAACAGUAUCUGGUAUCGACCAGACUGCAUAUUCGGUGCCGUUAUCUUGUUCGGCAUUGCAUCCUAUCUCGGCACAUACCUCAUGUCGAGCCUAUUUCGCCGGGCUGGAUUCGCAUUGGCCUUCGGUGCACAUGCACUGCUACUAUUUCUGUAUUUUAUAGCAUACGUACUCAACCAAUUCUUCACCGACGCGGAUUCCCGCCAUGAUGCGUACAACCAAAUCCACAACAGCCUCGGCCUAAUUGCCCCAGCUGCAAAUCUAGCCCGUGCUUUAUUCCUAGGAAUGAAUACUUUCGACGUCCUCUGCGGGAAAUACGGUGACGCGGAUACCUCGAAUCCAUACGCAUAUGUGCGCUAUGGAGGAGUGUAUGCAAACUUCGUAUACCAGAUCAUCUUCCUGGCAAUCGCAUUGGGGGCCUACGAGUAUGGUAGUGCCGAAUGGUUCCGCCAGCUUUUCUGGUGGCGACGAGCGCGUAUCCCAUCAUCUAACGAUGGCGACGAUAUCCCCGGAGCCUACGAUAUGGGCGAUAGUAUUUUGCUCGUCCCCCCCAAGACGGCUACAGCGACCGCCACUCCAGCAAACAAGGGUUCUGCCCCGAUCCUGCAGGUGGAUGGGGUAAGCAAGCUAUUUGGGCGGUCUUACGCUGCCCAGAAUGUUACGCUGUCUAUCUCGGCCAACGAGACACUGGCGCUGCUGGGUGGGAACGGUGCCGGAAAGACAACGGUUAUCAACAUGAUCCGUGGCGAAAUGAAGCCUGAUGCUGGGGAUAUAUAUGUAGAUGGGAUCUCUGUCCUUCGACAAACCCGGAACGCAAGGCUACAUAUUGGGGUAUGUCCGCAGGACGACGCGGUAGAUAAUCUAACUGUGCGCCAAACCCUCGAGUUCUACGCGGCUGUGAAGGGAUUGAAGAGGAUAAGAGAAAACGUGGACCAGGUGAUGACUGCGCUUGAUAUUUUGCGAUUCGGAGAUGUGCGGGCCCGUGCACUGAGCGGAGGAACAAGAAGGAAGCUGACUGUGGCUAUCGCGUUGCUUGGAAACCCUCCGCUGCUACUCCUGGACGAACCCUCGACAAGCCAAGACGCAGGCGCGAAGCGGAACCUGUGGCGUGCAUUGAAACGAGUCCGUGCAAAUAGGGCCAUCUUGCUGACCACGCAUAGUAUGGAGGAGGCGGAAGCUCUCGCUUCGAAUGUAGCAAUAAUGCGAACGAAGCUCUUGGCUUCUGGGACCUUGAUAUCCCUCAAUGAAACGUAUGGCGGUGCAUAUCGACUGAGAGGUGCUCGCUGUACCACCGUGGGUAGUGAUACGGCCCGGGCAGAGGUUAGGAAGGUCUUUGCCCAAUUGGGGCUGCAUGCGAUGAACUAUGCGGAUAUGAAUGGUAUCGUGCAGUUCUUUAUCAAGUACGAUAGGCGGUAUCUGGGCCGGAUUUUGUAUGCAAUGGAAGAAAUGAAGGUUGGUAAUAUCUCAGGAGGGUCAGAAAGUACUGGGGAUGUUGGACUAGCGACGAGUACGUCGGAGAAUCGGGGACAGGCAAAGAUCUUCGAGGAUUAUACGUUGACGGAACCGACACUGGAAGAGCUGUUCAUGAAUGUUGUGACGGGAUACUGA